Messenger RNA from Hydractinia symbiolongicarpus, 1732 nucleotides. RefSeq lists its product as uncharacterized. Bases 129 to 1070 code for a protein of 313 amino acids. The record is from RefSeq and is a predicted model, not a curated record. The transcript is spliced from 4 exons. NCBI's taxonomy places the organism in Eukaryota, Metazoa, Cnidaria, Hydrozoa, Anthoathecata, Hydractiniidae.
AACAAACAUGGUAGCGAUCUUUCUAGAGAAAAACAAAAACCAUGUAGCUAGCUAGAUUUGAUAGCUAGCUAUUUUUAAACAUAUAGCUAGCUAUAGUUGUAGCGCUACAAUUUGAUAAAUCUGUUAAAAUGACAUUAAAGAAAAUUCAACAAUUCGAGACUUCUAAGAAGAAACGUGAAGGGGGAGGUUUUAUGGUUCGUCGACCGAUUGGUGACAAAAUUGACGUUGUUGAUCCUUUUUUGAUGUUGGAUCAUUUAGGUCCAGUUGUGUAUGGUCCAGGAGAAGCUAUAGGUGCUCCGGAUCAUCCACAUAGAGGUUUUGAAACAGUUACUUAUUGCAUUGAAGGUGGUUUUCACCACCAAGAUAGUGCUGGAAAUAGUGGUAAUUUGACAAAAGGUUGGGUGCAGUGGAUGACUGCUGGAAGUGGUGUUGUACACAGUGAAAUGCCAACUGAUGAAUUACUUAAAAAAGGUGGUUUAAGUGAAGGCUUUCAAUUAUGGGUGAACCUGCCAAAAAAGUUUAAAAUGGUACCACCUAGAUAUCAAGAUACUCCACCUGAGAAAAUUCCUGUUAUUACAUCUUCAGAUGGUCAAACAACAAUCAAAAUUAUCGCUGGGGAAUGUCUUGGCACAUCUGCAUACAUCGAAACAAGGAUACCAAUUUUGUAUUUGGACAUCAAAGUAAACAAAGGAAAUACUUUUGAGGUUGAUAUUCCGAAAGGUUAUAACUCGUUUGUUUAUGUUUGGCGAGGAAAAGGAUUCCUUGGUGCUGAAAAUCUACCUGCUGAUAUCGGAAAGGUAGCUGUUUUAACCACUGAUGGAGAUAGUUUUAUCUUAAAAGCCUCUGAGGAUGAAGACUUACAUGCAUUCGUGCUUGGUGGAGAGCCCAUAAAUGAACCAAUUGCAAGAUACGGACCGUUCGUUAUGAACACGCAGGAUGAAAUACAACAAGCAUUUGACGAUUACCGGUCAGGAAAACUUGGUAAAAUUGAUGGAGCUGAAGAAAGAUAUCAGAAAACAGACUCAGCUGUCACCAAAAGUAAAAAAUCCGGCAAUUGGAACAAACACUAAUAUGUUUUUAAAACCGUCGGAUUUGAUGCACAAAAAUUAUAAAUUAGUCGUUAGCCCAUGGAAAAAUUCACAGUUUACUGUUCAUCAGAUUUUCACCCGUUGUACUUAUUUCCCGCAUGGGUAUUUCGUGCAUUUCGUGCAUUUUGUCGUCUGUGAAGAAAUUACUCAGACGGGUGUUCGUAAUAAAGACAGAAUACGACUAUUAUUAACAUUGAGAUGAAUGGUUUCAGUGUAUUCCACACCCAUGGUUCCACACUUUACUGCAGAAACUUUCGCCGGCAGAAUUUUACGAAUUUAUCUAUUUAUUAGGAAUUAUUUAAUUUAAAUUUGUACUUGUGCCUGUACGAUCUAAAUGCCAUUUUUUACGGUUGCUUUUUUAUACUAUACAUUAUUAAUUUUAUCAAUUUUCAGGCUGAACUUAUUCCUAGUAUAUUCCAAUGUGUAUGUGUGUAUGAAGCUGGAAAGUUGUAGACACAGACACAGACAUUGAAGAUGAGGACACAUUUAGUGUGUAUGUUUUAUUUGCGUAAGGCUAGAUCUCGAAUUUUAUUUUAAAUAAAAAGGGCCUAAGGCGGCCACUUUAAUAGAAGACUGGAGCUUAGAAUUGUGUGCAUAUAAUUUGAAAUAUUUAUCCUGGUAAUAAUAAAGUGCAUUAUUUAAAA